Notothenia coriiceps (black rockcod) is the source of this 583-nucleotide messenger RNA. Its product is annotated as importin subunit alpha-7-like. The transcript has 5 exons. NCBI's taxonomy places the organism in Eukaryota, Metazoa, Chordata, Actinopteri, Perciformes, Nototheniidae. The record is from RefSeq and is a predicted model, not a curated record. Gene Ontology annotation, molecular function: protein binding. Bases 1 to 573 code for a protein of 190 amino acids.
AUGCCUCCAAUCCCAGAGCAGCAGCUGAAACCCAGGACGCGGAGGAACACGUCUCUAUUAAAAGGGCAGUUCCCAUCAGCAGACCCCGACCCUCAGCCAAACCCUCCAAUUGAUGAAGUUAUAAACACAGCUCGAGUAGUGGAUAGAUUUGUGGAGUUCUUGAAGAUGAGCACCAACUGCACACUCCAGUUUGAGGCAGCGUGGGCACUGACCAACAUAGCAUCCGGCACAUCCAUGCAGACGAAGACUGUGAUUGCGGCCGGAGCGGUGCCAAUCUUCAUCGAACUACUGAACUCAGACUUUGAAGAUGUCCAAGAACAGGCUGUUUGGGCCUUGGGUAAUAUUGCAGGGGACAGUGCGGUGUGCAGAGACUACGUGCUGAACUGCGACAUUCUUCCACCAUUAUUAAUGCUUCUGACCAAAUCCACUAGAUUGACCAUGACUAGGAACGCAGUGUGGGCUCUGUCUAAUCUGUGUAGAGGAAAAAACCCUCCACCUGCGUUUGAAAAGGUACCAAUGAUGAAGUCAACAACAAAAACUCUGAUCAUUGAUUUUCAACAUGUUGCUUUAUAAACAUGUAGAA